Molecule: messenger RNA, 2979 nt
Organism: Sitodiplosis mosellana (orange wheat blossom midge)
Lineage: Eukaryota; Metazoa; Arthropoda; Insecta; Diptera; Cecidomyiidae
Exons: 2
Coding region: 611-2395 (594 amino acids)
Source: RefSeq, a predicted model, not a curated record
UUGACUAGUCGCCUUGACAAAAAUUGCUCAGUAUCAAGAAUUGAAACAUUCUCAAAAUCCGGUUGGUGGCCGGUAUUUUCCGCAUGGAUCGUUAGUGCUGUUUUGUUGUCAUCACUUUUCUCAUCAGGCGCAACGGGUUUAACGUAAUCGGGUGUUAUGUGCUUGGUGCUCGUUUUGUGUGCAUACAUACGGACUCGAACGCGAUUUUUAGUUUGUCCGACGUAGUUCUUUGAGCACGGUUCAUUCUCUUUUCCACGGCAGGGGAUUUUGUAGAUAGCGUUUAGAAGAAGUCAAAUGGCUUCUUUCGUUGGGAAAAAGGUUCGCUGUGCCAGUUAGCAACCAAAAACUGCCGAUUAUUAAGCUGUUAGUGGAUGUUGAAGAUUGCAUCAAAACAUUGCCCGGAUAUGAUGAGAAUGGCGAUUGGAUUAACGAUAGGGAUAUUGUACGAGCACAAGUGGCUAACAUUUUGUCGAACAUCCAAUCGAAACCCGAUUCAGCCACUCCAAUUCAGAAGCUCAUAUCAAACAUUCAUACCGACUGCAUCCAAUUUUUGAAACAACACGACGAAUUAGUUAUUCUAGUUGCAGAUAAAGGCGGGUGUACGGUGGCUAUGAAUAAAACCGAAUACGAGGCAAAAAUGCAGCAACUUCUCGAUGAUAAAAUGACAUACAAAUGCCUAGGCAGACGAUCGCCUCUAGUUCGACUCGAAAAACGAGCGAAUGAAAUCAUCGAGACACUCAACGAAUGCGGUGACAUUGAUUGGAAGCAGAGAGCAAGGAUGAAAAAGAAUAACACACAAAUCUCGAGAAUUUAUGCUUUCCCCAAAUUGCAUAAACCGGGUCAUCCACUACGUCUCGUGAAUUCAACAACAAACAGCCCAGCUUCAGCUCUAUCCAUUUGGCUUGAUUCUUUUCUCCGUAACAUCAUUCAUGAAAAAUACGAUGUAAAGAAUUCGCAGCAGGUGAAAGAGAAAUUGAGGACGAUAACACUUGACGAAAAUGACAUCAUCGUAUCGCUGGAUAUCGUUUCACUUUUUCUGAGUAUACCGAUCCGGCAAACCAUCGAUUUGAUAAUGAAAAAAUGGAGAAAGUUGUACAGAAAAACGGCCAUGUCGAAAAAGAUCUUCGUUGAAUUGCUUGAAUUCGUACUGCUUGAAGCAGCUGUCUUUGCCUACGGUGACAUGUAUUACCAGCAAAUCGACGGAACAGCAAUGGGCAUCAAUGUCGCACCAACCAUCGCGAAUUUUUUCACCAAUGAGAUCAUCGACCAAGUGCUUGACACCCUCGAUUGGACACCAAAAAUGCUAAUGAAAUAUGUCGAUGACAUUUUUGUAAUAAUUCCUCGCAACAAACUUGACGAAUUUGUGAGUAAAUUGAACGCUGUUUUCCCACAGAAAAUCGUCUUUACGGUCGAAAAAGAAACAAAUGGAACCCUCCCGUACCUUGAUUUGCUGAUUCAACGCGGUGACAACAACGACAUCAAAGUUGAUUGGUACCAGAAACCAACAGCCGCAAAUCGCAUUUUGAAUUUUCAAUCCCAACACCCUUUGAAACAAAAGGAAGCGGUUGCAUAUGGUUUCUUCAGUCGAGUUUUAUCGAUUGUGGACGACGAAUUCAAGCAAAAAAACAUCGACAAAAUCAUCAGCAUCCUACGUGAGAACGCAUAUCCAAUGCGUGUAAUCAAAGCACAACUCAACAAGUUCAUUAGGAAUCAGAACCGACCGCCGCAAACGCCAUCACAGCGAACAUCGGAACCGAUUCGAAGAAAAAGAUUUUCGUAUUUCCCGGUGAUUUCUGAAGACAUUAAACAAGUGUUUAAAGGGAAGAACGAACACUUAGAGCUCGCAUUCAAACCGAUGAAUCAAUUGGGCGAGACGGUGUUCACAAAACUCAAACAAAAGAUUGAAACACCCGACCAAAUAAACGCUAUCUACAAAAUCCCCUGCCGUGGAAAAGAGAAUGAACCGUGCUCAAAGAACUACGUCGGACAAACUAAAAAUCGCGUUCGAGUCCGUAUGUAUGCACACAAAACGAGCACCAAGCACAUAACACCCGAUUACGUUAAACCCGUUGCGCCUGAUGAGAAAAGUGAUGACAACAAAACAGCACUAACGAUCCAUGCGGAAAAUACCGGCCACCAACCGGAUUUUGAGAAUGUUUCAAUUCUUGAUACUGAGCAAUUUUUGUCAAGGCGACUAGUCAACGAAAGUCUUCAUAUUUAUUGCAACGAUUCAAUGAAUUUACGAAGAGAUGUUCAAGGCAUCUCAAAAACAUACGCAUCGGUACUUCAAAGUGUUAAAGCCCGAAACACACAAUCUCAACGGCGAAAUGUCAACAGUAAUGCGGCGAAUCCGAUGACUGUCACACAACCGAUAGACGAAGAAGAAGGAGAAUGAUUCACAUUCAUUGAUAUUGACUGUUCAAUUCCAAUUAGUUUUACUUUUUUCACUAUUUAAACAUUUAAAUAUUUAAGUAUUUUGUAUUUUUAAAACCAAUUUCCUGUGAUUUACACCGAACGUGAUCGAAAUGUUCGCGUUAAGAGAGAAUUUCAAUUUUGCGUAAAAACGCAUUCUAACUUGCUUGAUAAUGGAACACCGAGUGUGUCUGAAACGUCGCAACCAGAAAUAAACAAAUUAUCGACUAAAACUAGCCUGCGGCAUAGCCAUUUUUUCAAUUAAAUUCAACAAUAGUCGACAGAACCAUUGGUUCAUGAACCACCAAUUACUCGAUAACAAUAAAUCUAUGGGCAGCGAUGUAGUCCGAAAAGCGUAAAUCUCAUUUAAAAAACCGAAACCUGAAAAAGACCACGCAUGCCUUUAUUAGCUUGGCAAUGCCGUGAUUCGAGCCAUGCAAUGAAACUAUGAUGUACUAUUGAAUUCACUUUUCAUCACGGAGACAGAAAGUUUCUUUUUUUUUGUUGGUUUCGGUCGAAUGAGAAAAUCGCCUGUGAAUCACAAAUGUAAUUUUAUAACAACAACAA